Molecule: messenger RNA, 1535 nt
Organism: Triticum dicoccoides
Lineage: Eukaryota; Viridiplantae; Streptophyta; Magnoliopsida; Poales; Poaceae
Exons: 2
Coding region: 33-1397 (454 amino acids)
Source: RefSeq, a predicted model, not a curated record
UCCCCAGCCAACACUCGCCGCCCGGCUGCGCGAUGGGAGAUCCAGACGAACACGAACGUCAAGCCGUAGCCGCCGGGGAGCUUAUCUCUGCCUGCAACCCUCCUCCCACCGAGGGUAACGCCGUCGUCGGCGUGGCAAACCUGCCGCCUCCUGGAUUCCUCGCGGCCCUCCCACACGCCGGCCUGAACACCAGGGCCGUCGGCCUGGUCGAUCCCGCCAGGCAGGAGCCCAGGGGCCGCGCGCUCGGCCGGGGAGACAAGCGCCGCUCCGUCCAGGGUCUCGUCAACGAGAUCGACCACAAUUUGCCGGCCGGAGAAGCCCCGGAGGAGGGCGAGGGCAGCGCGGUGGAAGCCCCGCAGGAGACGCCCACGCAGAGGAAGCGCACGCAUCGAUCUGCCAUCAGGAGGAGGAAGCACAGUGGGUCCUCGACCAUGGCCAACCUGUACGACGAUGGCCAGAACAAGGAUGAAAGCACCGGGUUGGGGCUCUCCGCGAAGCGGAAGAGGAAGAGGAGCAAGUACCUCUUGCUGCCAUACACCAACGAUCUUGACGGGCUGGAUCUCGACGAGAAGGAGGAGGAUGUCGGUGUCCGGGAGGUCUUGCUGUUGGUGCGUGGCUUCGCCAAGGACAUAUUUCAUCGGAGGUAUUUUCCUCGGGCUGCAAAGAGGUAUCUCGGAAGGCUUAGGAGCACAACGUUCUUGCCGGAGAAUACUUUUGCAAAUGGUGUUGUUGUUCCUGAAUGUCCAGCAGAGGAUUCUUUUGCAAAAGCUACUGCAGAUGCUACAAUUGUGGUAUCUGAUUCAUCAUGUGAUUCUGAAAAGAAACAAGGCGAAGGUGCAUUCACGGGGAGCGGAGGGAAGAAUGAUCAAGAUGGAAGUGGAGGUUCUUCUAUCAAAGGGAAAGAGGUGGAGAAAGCCCCUCCACCAAAAAACCAUCUUGACCAUGGCUUACUUAUUACUCCCACUAUUCCUAUCAGGCAAGUGAGGCCAGAAGGUGUGAUAAGCCAUGUGAAACCAGGAGUUGAGGUAGAUACUGUCACAAGUGUGCAGAGGCCAACGGAAGAAAACGUUCCUCCUACAACUGGUUUGCUUCCUAUGCAUGAAGGCAUAUCUUCUCAGCCCACACAUGGAAAUGAAAACAUUGUCCAAGAACAAGAACCUAAUGCUUCUCUGCAGGUGAUGGUUCUGAAGGUACCGAACGUUCAUCCACCCCCACCUGCCCCGACAACUCAGCUGAGCAUCCCUGAAAUGAUGAGCGGGGUCAAGCACAUGAUCUCGCACCUGCAAGAUGGAGUCAAGCCCGUCCAGGAGAACCUUCUAGGCGAUUUGCAGAGGCUUCUGGCAAACCUGGACAGGGCACAACCCGGGCCUUCUAGCUCCGCGACUGCUACUUCAUAGCCCCUGUCCACCGUCUGGCUUCGUGGCUCUGGCCUCUCCAUAGUUCUUGUUGGUGUAUGGGAUCUUAUUGUUUUCUUUUCGUGGAGCUUCUUUUUUCCAUUUGAUGAUGAACAAAAUGUAAUUGCAAAGUCAAUGUGA